AUGGAGCUUGGAAACGAAGUGGGUGGAGCGGCAACCGAAGAAAUCGAUGCAAGUUCGAUUUUAGGGAUCGUAAAAAGGAAAGGCGGGGUGGAUUUGUGGGUUAUGAGCGGUGGUGGCGGUGGCGGUGGGUUUUUGGUGCAUUGCGGGAAGAUGGAGGGAGAGGGGCUUUG
This is a messenger RNA of Dovyalis caffra, 170 nucleotides long. The record is from the annotation of a GenBank genome assembly. NCBI's taxonomy places the organism in Eukaryota, Viridiplantae, Streptophyta, Magnoliopsida, Malpighiales, Salicaceae.